AUGGGUUCCUCAAGAUCAAUGCUUUUCUUCAUUAAUCUUGCUAUUAUUAUCUUAAACCUUGUUGCUCCCACCAUUGCCCAAGAUGAUGGUAUGUGCACAGAAAAAGCUGAGUACUGCUGGAAAUGCUCUAAUACUGGCACCUACACAGCAGGUGACAAGUACCAAGAGAACCUCAGCAGCCUCCUCUCUUCCUUCUCCUCCAACACCCAAAACAAUUCCGGGUUUUACAAUUCAUCCAGGGGACAAGACUCCAACAAGGUCAAUGCAAUUGCAUUAUGCAGAGGAGAUCUUUCACAGGACUCUUGUCAGGCUUGUCUCAACAAGUCUACUGAUAUUCUCUUGCAAAAUUGUUCAACUCAAAAGGAAGCAAUCAUAUGGGCAGAGCCUUGUAUGGUGAGAUACUAA
This is a messenger RNA of Prunus mume (Japanese apricot), 405 nucleotides long. Its product is annotated as putative cysteine-rich receptor-like protein kinase 9. The record is from RefSeq and is a predicted model, not a curated record. Lineage: Eukaryota; Viridiplantae; Streptophyta; Magnoliopsida; Rosales; Rosaceae.